AUGCGGCUUCACUCGAUGUCUGCUCAAGACUUAUCCUACAAAUGGGAUGCAUACUGCCUGAAAAUGGGAGCAGAGGAAACGGGCCUAAAUUUGGAUACCGUUCGAGGCCUGAAGAGAGAUAUCCAGGAUGUCUUGGAGCGCGAGAGUCGAGGGAAAGCCCAUAUGCGUGGAGCUGAUAAAAGAAAUGCUGUAUCAGCAACCCCCCGAGCUGCAGCUAAUAAUCGGGAUGUCUUCGAGAUGCUCGAUGAUUUCGCCGCAUCACCGCACAGCCGAACAACCAAUGGAGCGAGCGCUGGCGCUGGGAAAAGAAAAGCCGCUUUUGGGACUCCUUCAACAUCGAAGGUUGGCAGAGUCGAAAAGAGUGCUGGAUCUCUAGGGAAUCCUCAAACUCCUUUACGGCCAUCGAAUGGCGACCUCGCUGGAUUACAUGGACAAGUAUUGGAAACGAUAAACACUCAUCUUUCGAUGUCACAACCUCCGAUAGCCCCGUACCCAAUGGAACGUGUUAAGCCGACCGCGAACACCGAUAUGAAGAAAUUUGCCUAUAAACCGAUGUCCAUGCAUUUAAAUGAGGCGUCUGAAGUGCUAGAUAACAUGAUAGAUGAAUUUAUGGCUAUCAUUCAAAAACAUCAUGGUUUGGAUGAUACCAUCUUUGGCAGUGCGGCCAAUCAAAGUACCAAAGAGAUAAUUGCAGUGGGAAGAAUUGCUUCGGACAGUUUAGAGGGAAAAUUGAACACAGCAUCUUUGGUUUUGGAAACAUCUAGACGAAGUGGUGCAGGUUUACGAAUUCCCCUGAAAAUUGACUCGUUACCUUCGGUUCAAUUUUUCCCUGGGCAAAUUGUUGCCCUUCGAGGAAUAAAUGCUUCUCGAGAGUAUUUCACAGUGUUCGAGGUGCUUUCCACACCGCUGCUACCGCCAGCUGCAUCGCCUCCCGCAAUAAUACAAUCGAUCAAUGAUCGACUUGGGGAUAGUGAUGCGGAACGGGCAUUAAAUAUUCUCAUAGCUUCAGGGCCUUUCACCGCGGAUGAUAAUCUGGAUUUCGAACCACUUAGAACUUUAUGCGCAAAGGCUGCCGAUGAAUAUGCUGAUGCUUUGAUUCUAACGGGGCCAUUCCUGGAUCUAGAACAUCCCCUUGUUGCAUCUGGUGAUUUUGACCUUCCGGAUGAAAAAGGGUUGGAUCCAGACAAUGCGACACUAUCAUCCCUGUUCCAAUGUUAUAUAACCCCACUCCUAAAACAACUCGCAUCUGCGGUUCCAAGCAUUUGUAUUUUCCUCGUCCCUUCAGUUCGCGAUGCAAUCAGCAAACACGUCUCCUUUCCGCAAGAGAAACUACUUAAAAGGGAUCUGGACUUAUUCCAGACGAAGCAGGUUCGAACCGUUCCCAAUCCCGUAACUCUCUCACUCAAUGAAAACGUGUUUGGGAUGUGUUCCCAUGAUGUUCUUUACGAACUAAGACAAGAGGAGGUGCUAGGAGGCAGACCUUCAGAGGGCGGCUUGUUAACCAGACUAUCACGAUAUUUGAUUGAACAACGGCAUUUCUUACCUGUCUUCCCUCCGACGGCUAGAGGUAAUCUGCCAAAGUCUGGGGUCGAGGGUGGGCUAGCCACUGGUGCAAUGCUCGAUACUAGCUACUUGAAAUUGGGAGAGUGGUGGAAUGUGCGACCAGACGUGCUGAUUACACCUAGUAUUUUACCUCCGUUUGUCAAGGUAGUUGAGGGCGUCCUGGUUAUUAACCCUGGGACACUGUCAAAACGGAAAGCAGCAGGAUCAUUUGCGCAAAUGACAUUGCACCCAAGGACCCUCACUGAAGAAGAAAUGAAUGUGAAACAGGUAGGGCACAAAGUCUAUGAACGGGCAAGAGUUGAUGUGAUUAAGAUCUAA
Histoplasma mississippiense is the source of this 1881-nucleotide messenger RNA. RefSeq lists its product as hypothetical. The transcript has 4 exons. Lineage: Eukaryota; Fungi; Ascomycota; Eurotiomycetes; Onygenales; Ajellomycetaceae. Gene Ontology annotation, molecular function: DNA binding. Gene Ontology annotation, cellular component: alpha DNA polymerase:primase complex. The record is from RefSeq and is a predicted model, not a curated record. Gene Ontology annotation, biological process: DNA replication initiation; DNA replication. Bases 1 to 1881 code for a protein of 626 amino acids.